GCAGCAGAUGAGCCUGCCUACCUGACAGUGGGAACUGAUGUCAGUGCCAAGUACCGCGGUGCCUUCUGUGAGGCAAAGAUUAAGACGGUGAAAAGGCUUGUGAAAGUCAAGGUGGUCCUGAAGGGAGAUAACUCAACUCAGUUAGUGCAAGAUGACCAAGUGAAAGGACCUCUAAGAGUUGGUGCAAUGGUUGAAACCAAAAUGUCGGAUGGAUCCUUUCAAGAAGCGGUUAUCAGCAAGUUGACAGAUGCUAGUUGGUACACUGUAGUUUUUGAUGAUGGUGACGAAAGGACCUUGAGGAGAACUUCAUUAUGCUUGAAGGGAGAAAGGCACUUCGCAGAAAGUGAGACACUUGAUCAACUGCCACUAACCAAUCCAGAGCACUUUGGAACUCCAGUUAUUGGGAAGAAAUCUAAUAGAGGAAGAAGAUCUUCUCUUCCUGUUACUGAAGAUGAAAAGGAGGAAGAAAGUAGUGAAGAAGAGGACGAAGACAAAAGGCGUCUCAAUGAUGAAUUGCUUGGCAAAGUUGUGAAUGUGACUUGUAAUUCGGAGAAGGCAGACUGGUAUCCAGCUUUGGUUGUGUCUCCCAGCUGUAAUGAUGACGUCACAGUGAAAAAGGACCAGUGUUUAGUUCGAUCCUUUGCAGAUUCCAAAUUUUACUCAGUAGCAAGAAAAGACAUUAAAGAACUAGAUGUUCAAAACUUACCAAAAUCCGAGUCCUCUCCUAAAAAAGGGCUACAGGAAGCGAGUGUGUUUCUCAAUACAAAGUGCGUUCCUCGGAACUGGAAAAUGGACAUCAGUGAAAUUCUGGAGUCCUCCAGCAGCGAUGAGGAAGAGGGAGCUGCUGCAGAAACUGAUGAAGAGGAAGAAAAGAGAGAAGAGAAAACCGAAGAAGUAGUG
Molecule: messenger RNA, 900 nt
Organism: Apaloderma vittatum (bar-tailed trogon)
Lineage: Eukaryota; Metazoa; Chordata; Aves; Trogoniformes; Trogonidae
Product: AT-rich interactive domain-containing protein 4A-like
Exons: 9
Biological process (GO): regulation of transcription by RNA polymerase II
Cellular component (GO): nucleus
Molecular function (GO): transcription cis-regulatory region binding
Source: RefSeq, a predicted model, not a curated record